This is a messenger RNA of Eruca vesicaria subsp. sativa (arugula), 669 nucleotides long. The record is from the annotation of a GenBank genome assembly. Lineage: Eukaryota; Viridiplantae; Streptophyta; Magnoliopsida; Brassicales; Brassicaceae.
AUGUUUGAUGACAUCGCAAAGAACAAAGAGAACCCAAGACCUGGAAUCAUUAUUAACAGUCCUAACGGAGAUGAUGUUUAUAGUGGAGUUCCCAAGGAUUACACUGGAUAUGAUGUUAACGUUGGUAAUCUAUUUGCUGUGAUUCUUGGAAAUAAAACAGCUCUUAAAGGAGGAAGUGGUAAGGUUGUAGACAGUGGUCCAAACGAUCAUAUCUUCAUAUACUAUAGUGAUCAUGGUGGCCCGGGAGUGCUUGGGAUGCCAACUUCUCCGGCUCUAUAUGCAAACGAUUUAAACAAUGUAUUGAAGAAAAAACAUGCUUCUGGAACAUAUAAGAGCUUGGUGUUUUAUCUUGAGGCUUGUGAGUCUCGAUGUAUCUUCGAAGGUCUUUUACCAGAAGGUUUAAACAUUUACGCGACAACUGCAUCAAAUGCAGAAGAAAGCAGCUGGGGUACUUAUUGUCCAGGAGAGGAUACGAGUGUACUGUCCGAGUAUGAGACCUGUUUAGGCGACUUAUACAGUGUUGCCUGGAUGGAAGAUAGGUACGACAGUGUCACUGUUUGUGGUGAUCUUGAAUGUCAAGAUCAAUUGAAUGAGAGGAACAAACCAUUCUUUGACUUGUGUGAUGGAAUCUUCAUGAACUACACAUGGAAGGUACUUUUUUUGGUUUGA